ACAAAUUUAUUCGAUACAUAUUUCAACGACGUAUCGAUAUUUUCUCGAUAUAAUGCACCAAACAGCUGAUUUACUUGCGAUUUUGCAAUUUAACGCCCACAUAUUAUUAAUUGUUAUUUACUUCUGAAUAAAUGUGUUUGGUUUCUAAUUUUAUCCAUUUUUUAUAUUAAUAAGUUAGAGGACAGAAUUUUUAAAAAUAAGAAAAUGUCAAAUCCGUUUGGAGAACCAGAUGAUGACGAAUCUUGUGAAAUUUUGGAAGGUUUUCUCUGUCCAAUAUGUAGAGAAGAUCUGAAAUCAGCUGAAUUUUUAACUGUGCAUUUCGAAAGGUCUCAUGCAGAACAGCAGGACGCUCUUAAAUCAGUUUUUAAAGACAUAAUAACCAAAGCUAAAAAUAAAAUCCUUAAUUUUGAUGAAACAUUUGACCUCUCCAGAAGCUUCGAUAAGAAUGCGGCAAUUAGCGGAGCCACUAGUAGUGGAGGCACAGCAGGUAAUAUUGCGACAAAUGCCAUAUCGAAGGCAGAUAAUAAUGGGUUAAAUAUGAGUAAUGCGCGGACACGUACGAAUGUCUUCAAUUUUAUGGAUCGCCAAGAAGUUGGCGCCGAGUAUAACCAUUUGGAGUAUUUUCAAUCAAUAAGAAACCCACGACUGGAGCGAUAUGCAAGUGAAACGAAUAAAUUGAUUAUACGGCUGCAUAAAUUAUUAACAAAUUUACCAAUGGACCCAGUUCUACGAAAACAACAUGAACGCAAUAUUGUUACAUGGUUGGAUGGAAGCUCAGUGAAAUUAUGCCCUAGUUGCGCUAAAAACUUUCACAUUGCUCGCCGUCAACAUCACUGCCGUUUGUGCGGAAGUAUUAUGUGCAAUGAUUGUUCGAAGUUCCUUCCAAUAGAAACUGCUUUGCAACUUGCCAGUUUGGCUACAUCACAAAGCGAAACUAUCAAAGAAAUGCAAAAUUUUACUGAAUCGAAUAAAUCAAAUCCCCAGCAUCAUGGUAUCCGUUCCUGUGAUCAUUGUUUGUGGCUUUUAGAAACUCGGCAAGAAAUGCAUGAAAGUCGAACAUACCGUCCGCUUAUUUCUCAAAUUUAUGCCGAUAUACAAAAAUUGCGCAAGGACGUAUUACCCGAUAUAGAGAUGUAUUUAAAGAUUGUUAGUAGUCUCUAUGAUGGAGAGUCAAUUUUCACCAUUGCCGACGCUAGUGCGUUAAGGGGAAAAAUUGGUCAUGUGGCUGAAGCUAUCGAUUUGCGGAGUAAACGUAUAUUAACUAUACCUUGUCAAGAAGGUAGUCGAGAAGGAGCCUUAAAAAAAGCCAUACGUUUAUCAUGCAGCCAACUAAUCAAAGAAAAAAUUCUGUCAAUACCACCCCUACCUGAGGAGGAAGAUAUUCGAAAAAUUCAAGAUCGUAAACGAAUGGAAGCAGAGCAACGUAUAGAAACCGAACGGCGUCAAGCAAUGGAAGCAUAUGAACGACAAACAUUAGCAAAUAACGCCAGCGCCAGUCAAACCAGAGUAAAUAAUGAGAACGAUUAUGCUUACGGGUCUGACUUGCGAUCUUUAGAUAAUUGGUCAGCGCAACCAGUAAAUAUAUCACAAAGUGAAGAUCCGCUUAUUGAGCAAAUAAAUAUUAUUAAGGGAUACAUAAAACAAGCUCGACAGGAAAUGAAUUUCGAAGUAGUAGAGACAUUAGAACUAAACUUACGAGAGCUGCAAAGAGAAUUCUACGAAAGGCAAAGAGCUUCUAGAGAACUGAAUCUGGACGCGGGAAGAAGCAAACAAACAACUUAAUGGAGAAUUAACGAAACAAAAUUUGUAUACAUUAUAAACGGGAUAAAUGAUAGCGAGAUUCUUUUACAAAUGAAAGUAUUCCAACUAGGCUUAAAACAAUGUUAUAAUUUGCUAUACAUUGAAAGAUAGGAUAGAAUAACGCCCCUGGUAAUCUAAAUUUCUUAACGUUUUCUUAAUUAUAUGACAUAGAAUGUUCACAUUAAUUGGUAUUUUUGCACUACAAGUGUAAUGCAUUAUAGUAUACAUAUGACCGUGCAUGCGUGUUAUAGUGGCAUUUCCUUCAUAAUCAUGAGAUUGUCAUUCAUAUAAUAAAAAUAUAUUCCUACACAUUCCGCA
Messenger RNA from Bactrocera oleae (olive fruit fly), 2118 nucleotides. Its product is annotated as rabenosyn-5. The record is from RefSeq and is a predicted model, not a curated record. NCBI's taxonomy places the organism in Eukaryota, Metazoa, Arthropoda, Insecta, Diptera, Tephritidae. Gene Ontology annotation, molecular function: metal ion binding.